Culex quinquefasciatus (southern house mosquito) is the source of this 1731-nucleotide messenger RNA. Its product is annotated as glucose dehydrogenase [FAD, quinone]. Gene Ontology annotation, molecular function: flavin adenine dinucleotide binding; ecdysone oxidase activity. Bases 1 to 1731 code for a protein of 576 amino acids. The record is from RefSeq and is a predicted model, not a curated record. NCBI's taxonomy places the organism in Eukaryota, Metazoa, Arthropoda, Insecta, Diptera, Culicidae. The transcript is spliced from 3 exons.
AUGUGCUGGAAGGGAGCGAAGAUGUGGGAGGAUGAUGCUUUGGAGCUCACCAUGUACCAGAGCGGUGGAGCCGAAAACAAGCUGGGAACCGGCUUCAUAGUGUUGGGCAAGAUGCGGAGUCGUUUUACGUUCAUUUUCUACCUGAUCGGAACCACCCUGCUGUGCGCGUUUUUGAACGGUUCGUAUCGCUUCUACGAGUACUAUUACGACAAUCCUCCUGUGAAGACCAGCUAUGAGUACAUUAUCGUCGGAACCGGAACGGCCGGUUCGAUCAUUGCGGCGGGUAUUCCAUCGCGGGACGUGCUCGUCGUGGAAGCCGGCUCGAUGCGGACCAGCCUGAUGGACGUGCCGCUGUUUCAACCGCUGCUCCAGGGAACCCAGUACGACUGGCAGUACCAGACGGAACCGCAGCGGAACGCUUGCCGGGCCCUGGAGGGUCAACGGAGCAAUUGGCCUAUGGGUAAGGUGUUCGGGGGGACGCACAUGUUGAACAACAUGAUUCACUUCGACAUGAUGGGAAACACGGACUUUAGUGGGUGGUUCGAGACGCCGGAACUAACGAGGAAAUUCUUGGAUUACUUCCAUCGCUGGGGAAGGGACCCGACCAUUCCGGUGGAACGGCUGCAGUACGGGACGGAGUUUGGGGAGGACUUUGUGGACAGUAUGCAAGCGCAGACCAAGUGCAUUGAGAGGGAAAAGUUUUGCGAGAAGAUGGAAGAACUUUACAGCAGGUUGUUCGCCAAGCCGAAUGUAACGGCCCGCAACGGGAUGCGAAGAACGGCGAGUCAUUACUACUGGGAGCAGCGACGGCCAGGGCAUGAACUGUUGCUGAACGCGCACGUGCUUAAGAUUAAUGUCGAAAAUGGCAAAGCGAUUGGGCUGGUGUUGGAGAAAUCCAACCGUGAGAACCUUCAGGAUCACAUCACUACCGGAAUGGAUUUACUUUUGUGGCCGGAGAAACUUCCUCUGCGUCCGCUUGACCUGAUUAGUCCACUCAACUUGUGGAACUUUUUCAAUGGAAAGAACUCGUCUCUCUUACUGCCGGGGUGUGAAGGACUAGGCGGCAUGCUGCUACCAGAUCUCCCAAGAGGACUCAUCCUAGGACUCGGAUUCAUGGUCAUGCCGGCGGGAAUCGCCAGCGACGGUGGCGCGCAUCUGCACAAACUGCUCAAUCUACGCGAAAAGGUUUACACCCAAUACUUCCAACGAAUUCUCGAACAAAACCUCCAAUCGGUCAGCAUUCUCCCCGUCUUGCUGCAGCCCAAAAGCCGAGGCCACAUCCGACUACGCGAUGCCAACCCACACUCCCCACCCCUCAUCGAUCCAAACUACCUCCAACACCCGGAAGACCUGGACAACCUUGUGCUAGGAAUCAACAUCGUCAAAGAGUACCUCGAAGAGAUGAACUCGAAAAAAGCCGAACUAAACCCGCUGCCCUUCCCCGGCUGCCGGAAGUUCACCUUCGACACCAAACCCUACUGGGAGUGUUACGUGCAGUCACUCACACUCACCAUGUACCACCCGGUGGGAACGUGCCGGAUGGGACCGAAGCGCAGCAAGAAGGCGGUCGUCUCGAACCGGGAUCUGGCCGUGCACGGCGUGAGCGGGCUGUACGUGGUGGAUGGAUCGGCGAUUCCGAAGCUGCCCACCGGGAACCCGAACUCGGCCAUUGCGGCGCUGGCGCACUACUUUCUGAAGGUCAAAUUUAACGUGGACUUGUUGGGGAAGUGA